UCAGUCAGUCUGAGGCAGGCAGACCGUGUGCCACCACCACCAUUUGACCACUUCAGCACUCCUCCUCCACGUUAAACCCCAGCUCCGCCACAAAACCAACACCCCAAAACCCAGCAAACAUGGACAACAUCUAUGACACAGUAAAAGAGGGAAGUGUGCAUGAAGAGCGCAGUGAUGGAGCUGACAGCCCCGACCGAGAGCCCGUGUAUGAGAACUCAGGUGAGGCCAAGGAGCAGCUGUACAGCGAGGUGCAGGUCCACGCCCUUGCGGAGGUAGGGCGCAGCUCGCCGGACUACAUGGAGAUCAGAGACGGGGACAAACGAAGCUCCUCGUCCUCUUCAUCCAGCGAUGAUGAAGAGGAAAAAGCAGAGGAGGUGAAGGCAGUGGUGGAGCCGGAGCCGGAGCCAGAGCCGGAGCCAGCGGUUGAGGUGAAGGUGGAGGAGGUGAACGGCGAGGCGCACGAAGGAUCCAGGCGCUCAUCGGCCUCUUCAGCAUCCUCCGCGUCCCCCGAAGACCCGUGCGACGACCCGCCGAGGAUCCAGGAAGAGGAUAACGCGGUGGAUGGGAUGCUGAUGGCCUACACCCACCCAGACACCGACUUCAAGCCGGAAGAGUCUGUCGAGUACAGCCUGAAAACUCUGGAGAAUGUCAGUCUGGAUGAGAGCAGCGCUGCACCGGCUGAUCCCAGCCAGCAUGACAUCUCUCUGUUCGUCAAGGCAGGCAACGAUGGCGAAAGCAUCGGCAACUGUCCCUUCUCUCAGCGUCUCUUCAUGAUUCUCUGGCUUAAAGGGGUCGUGUUCAACGUCACCACCGUCGACCUCAAAAGAAAGCCAGCAGAUCUGCACAACCUGGCUCCGGGCACACACCCUCCUUUCCUGACCUUCAACGGAGAGGUCAAGACCGAUAUCAACAAAAUCGAGGAGUUCCUGGAGGAAACGCUUUGUCCUCCCAAGUAUCCCAAACUGGCCGCCAAGCAGAGAGAGUCGAACACAGCUGGAAAUGACAUCUUCGCCAAGUUCUCAGCCUACAUCAAGAACACCAAACCAGAGGCCAACGCCGUUCUAGAGAAAGGUUUGACCAGGGCCCUGAAGAAGCUGGACGACUACCUGAACAGCCCCUUGACAGACGAGAUCGAUGCAGACAGCAUGGAGGAAGAGAAGGGCUCCAACCGAUGCUUCCUCGAUGGAAACGAACUCACUCUGGCAGACUGCAACCUGCUGCCUAAACUGCAUAUAGUCAAGGUUGUUGCUAAGAAGUACCGCAACUACGACAUCCCCUCAGACAUGACGGGCGUGUGGCGGUACCUGAAGAACGCCUACACACGUGAUGAAUUCACCAACACCUGCGCUGCUGACUCUGAGAUCGAGACCGCCUACAAAGAUGUGGCGAGGAGACUGGCCAAGUAACUCGCCAACUGACCUGACCUCUAACAAAAUAAACUAGUAACACAACACAAAAAACCCCACAUCACUUUUAAACAUACAUGUGACUGUCCUUUUGUCAUAGUAAACAGGUCAGAUGUUGCAGAUGUCUGUGUGUUAGGUUGGCUUAUACCGCUUUACAGCUCCUGAUGUGAUGGAUUUCAGAGAUUCAGUACAUUAUGUAUACGGUGUUGCAAUUAGGCCUCCAGAAACAGACAUGGCAAAAGAGAAGUGGAGCAGACAAUAAAUCAAGCACAUUUAACGUGAUUCACAGGUUUCAAACCAGAUUCAAAUUUUGCUGCUGUGAAACUUCUGACAAAACACUCAAACAUGAUUGUGUCUGUCUCUAUUUAUUUCUCAUAACACAAAGCUCUCUUUCAUACAUACUCCACCGGUCCACAUGGCCAAACAUUUUACUAGCUGCUGAUGUAAGGGUCGUUCACUUUAUUUAUUUCUAAGCCCACAGAAGUCUAGUCUGACUCCAGUGUUUAUCAUCAAGCUUUGGCUCCUGGGGAGACACCUUGAUUCAUCUAUGAUUGAUGAUUGACGCUAAUCAUUUGCCGAAUAUGACUGUCGUGAUCUGCAGGUUAAUUUUGAUUGUCACUGAUUACUGUAGGUGAUGCUGUAGCUGUUUUGUUUCCCUGAGCUUAUACACAUCUUGAAAUUCACUCCUGCUUCUGAAAGAUUGAUUUAAAGAAAGAUUGAUUUAAAAUUUAAAGUUUAUAUGCUCAAUGAUGUUAGUUGGAAAAAACAAGAUUUAGCUGACAGGGGCAUUAGAACAAAGCUUGUUUCUGAAUUGCAUGCAUGAAUCUGUUUUAAAUUGUAACCUUUAAAACCUGAUAUAGAGCCACUUUUUAAGAUAUAAAAAUUCCUCAUGUGCCUUUAUUUGGGAGUAUCAAAAAUCCAUGCCAAUGUCAGUGAUGGACUCAUUCUGAAAAAUGUACUGCAGCCAGAGCUGAGACAUUUGUUCUGCCUCGAGCUAUUAGUGUUCAGUGUAGGUAUUGAUUUUGUCUUAAGUUACACAUGAUAUUAUGAAUGGAGAGAGUAUUUAUUUAGCAGCCCCAAUCAGGCCUGAUUAGGUAGAGCCAUUAGUGCUGCGAUGAAAAGCGUCUUCCAGGCCAGGUCCACAAUGGUCAGGAGCCCUGCCCUCCAGCCCUUCAUCAAAGAGACAUUUCCUCCGCUCUGAGGAGUCCAUCAACAUCCGCAGCCUAAAGUUCAAGUUCAAAAGUUCCAUUGUCCACGCAAAGGAGGAUGGAAAUUUGUCUUGGGGCUUAUCGUCUUUGGCUUGCUGUCAGGCUGCAACUAUAGCGAGACUUCCUUGAAGAACCAUAAGGCUCUUGUGUGGUUUGGACAAACAUAUGAUAUGAAAUUGGAGCAUGAUGACUGAGAGCCAUGCUCAUUGCGAAGCUCUACAAAUAAAAUAAUAUU
Messenger RNA from Morone saxatilis (striped sea-bass), 2849 nucleotides. It is a transcript of the gene clic5b, whose product is annotated as chloride intracellular channel 5b. The record is from RefSeq and is a predicted model, not a curated record. Bases 120 to 1406 code for a protein of 428 amino acids. Lineage: Eukaryota; Metazoa; Chordata; Actinopteri; Moronidae. The transcript has 6 exons.